Molecule: messenger RNA, 4152 nt
Organism: Lizanozyma spartinae
Lineage: Eukaryota; Fungi; Ascomycota; Pichiomycetes; Serinales; Debaryomycetaceae
Gene: VID21
Product: Vid21p
Exons: 1
Coding region: 1-4152 (1383 amino acids)
Source: RefSeq, a predicted model, not a curated record
AUGAAACAGCCAGAUAUGGAGGGGAUUACGGGGCAAAGGCUCCAAUACUUGAAGGAGUUAUUCAGUUUGCUUCUGAACCCUUUUUUAAUCCAAGGACAAGGAACAGAGACUUCACAGUCGGAAAUAAAGCGGUUAUUUCCCAUAGAAGGUUUCACUUCUAGUGAACUAAUAGACACGUCAAAGGUUCCCAACUUUCCAGAUAAUGAAACAAACAUCAAGAAGAUUCAAGAAUUAGUUACUAGAGAAGUUUUCCAUCCUCCCAAAGCUUUACUUAAACGAAAAACUGAUACAGAACUUUCUGGAGUUAAAAGCAAGUCACAGAAGUCAUCAUCAUCUGAUGUUAAUAACAUUUCAACUAUAGGUGUUACCAUAGAAUCUUUAAAGAGUCAAGAUCAAGUUAGAAGGGAGCACUUGGAACAAUUUUUAAGUUUGGACAUUCGAGAUUUAGAGAUUGUUGCAAUGCCUGAAAUAUACCCUAUCAAACCACACAAUGUAUCGUCUUUGACCGAGCUUUAUUAUCUUACCCAAACUUUACCUUUGACUAAGUUAAUCCCUGCAUGCCAUAAGACGUUAAUGACGGAGAACUUUGAGUUGGCUUUACUCGAAGGUAAAAUAGCAGUGCUAUAUUCAAGAAUAGAAGAACUAAAACGUCAGAAGAAGUGGUCAUUACGUCAACCUAUGCGUUAUUACGAUCCAAUGAGGUAUUCAUAUCCAAAAGCAGCCAUAACUGAUCAUAUUGAAGAUAUGGAAGCAAAUAAGCGAUCUACACCACAAGCAAAGAAAUCUCAUUGGGACUUCUUACUUGAAGAAGGGAAGUGGAUGGCUGUAGACUUCAAGGAGUCCUUCAAAUUCAAGAAAGCUUGUGCUGUGAUGUUGGCCCAUGCAGUUCAAGAGUAUUGGAAAUAUGGUAAAGUAGUCUGUAUCAAGAGGAAACGUAUAAAACAUUUAUCGGAUAAAGAAAUCGCAGCUAUUAAUAAUAAUAGCGUUACACAGAAGGGAGAAAGUGAAUUAGAUUCGAUUGAAGUGGAGGAAGAAGAAGAAGAAAAAUUAGUUGAAAUUGAUAUAGAUAUGGAGCCAAAUGAUGAAGGUAAUAAUGAUGAAGAUGAUGAAGAAAUGGGUAGUGCAAAUGAUGAAGAAUUACCCUCAACUAGAGAAGAUUCAAUAAUUAAGAACGAAGAAAAAAUAAUGACAGUUGAUGUUCCUGAACUUCUAAAGCCUUCCUCUCAGGAUAUAAUCUCAUUCAUUCCCAAACCACCAACAUUCACUGCAGAGGAGGUUGAAAGACUUCGAGGAGAAGAGCAAAAAAAUCAAUUCCCAUUCAAAACCCAUAUCAAUUUGAACGAUUUGAAGAAGAUAGACCAAUCUAUUAUACGCAACAUACCAAAGUUUACGGCUUUUGAUGAAGUUCCAAAUCCAGUUCUUUCAAAUCCAAUAGAUCAACCAAUGAUUCCUAUAUCCCGUUUAUUACAUCCCAUGGAAGAGAAUGAUAAUUGGUAUAAGAUUAUUCUUCGUAAGGAGCACCAAGAUAAGGGCACAGGAACAGCAAAAUCCACCAAUACUUUACCAGAGUAUCAAAAGGGUUUAUUUGGGUUUCAAUCCCAUCGUCGUUUUAAUUUCUUGAAACCACCAAAGCCUCCGCUUGUUAAAAAUAUUGAAUUCAGAUCUCCAACUAUUUGGUUACCAAGUGACGAUAGAAAAUUAAUUCAUUAUGUUGCUGAGUUUUGUUUCAAUUGGGAAUUAAUAUCUGAGCAUUUGCUGGCCUCAGCUACCUCAUUAAAGCGUUAUGAAUCUAAUAUAGAAAGAAGGACCCCUUGGCAAUGUUUUGAAAGGUAUAUUCAAUUAAAUGAGAAAUUCCAAUUCAGCGAUAUGAAGGGUCCAUACUCUUACCAAGCACAAAUGUGGUUAGAACAUGCCCAUAAGGCACAACUGACAACAAAGCGGAGAAUUUCACCUCUUGGUGUUGGAGAUGAAUCUAUACAAAGAGGUCACCGAAGAUUAAGAUGGGCAAGUAUGUUUGAUGCUAUGAGGAAAUGUAUGAAAAAGAGAGAACUCAAAAUUGUCCAGAGAAAGGUUAUAGCCUCUUCUGCUCAAUCGAACGUUUCUUCUAGAUCGAGUGCUUCCACCAAUGGGCUAAGGAAUGGAAAUAACACAGGUACUAAUAGUAAUAGCAGCAGCAGCAGCAAUAAUGGCAACGAUAAUAAUGGUAAUGACAACAGCAGCAAUAACAAUAACAAUAACAAUAACAACAACAACAACAACAACAACAACAAUAAUAAUAAUAAUAAUAAUAAUAAGAAUAGCAGCAACAAUAGCUCUGCAUCUGCAGAGGACAGCUCUACUGAAAAUGUCGUCAAGCGGUCUUCAGAUAGAGUUCCAACCCCAUCGGAGCUUUCGAAGCUAAAAUUCGAGAGGGAUAAAUCAAUUCAAGAGGCAUUUAUGAACCAACAAGCAACAAGAUCAAGAAUGAUGGCUUCUUUGGUUCAACAGAAGCAACAGCAAUCGAAACAACCCCAAUCUAGUGGUGGCUCAUCAGCAUCUCAAUCUAUUGGACCAUCACUCACAGAUUCUCAAACAAUAGGUAAGAUUUCAACUGCCCAAUCUGGAUCUCAAUCAUCGCAAUCCAGUGAUAUCUCCAACAGCCGUACUGCUGUUCCUCCUGGGAGCUCUGGAGUUCAAUCUAAAGGUCAGAUUAAGUCUCAGGUGAAACCCAUUCAAGGACUUGGCAAUGGUGCACAACUUCCAUUUCAAACAGGCUCUGCUAGUAGCUCACCUCAGCUUCAGCAAUCAAUAACCAAUACUAAUGGACUAGAUAAUUCAGUCGCAAGAGCCCAAUUCACACAGGGAUCAUCUGUGACCAACAACAGUGGUAUAACUCAGAAGGUUCAACUUCUGCAACAGCAACUCCAACAACGACAACAACAGCAACAGCAACAGCAACAACAACAAAUCUUGACAUCACUGCAGCAACAGCUUUUGUCAAAUGGAAACGGUGCUCAAUAUAGUCCUCAACAAAUCCAACAAAUAUUGCAAAUGCAAAAACAGAGAAGACUUGCUCAGCAACAACAGCAGUUGGCCAAAGCAAAGGCGCAAGGUCAAGUGCAAGCACAGAUUCCUAUUUCUUCUAGUGGAAACCUUGGAUUUGGGUCCAAUAAUAUUGCAAGUAACACUACUUCUGGUGGUGCUAGUGCUCAACAGCAAGUUCCCAUGAAUAAGGUACAGCAGCAAUUAGCGAUGCAGCAGCAGAAUGGAGUAACUUCAUCACAGACCCUGAUGUCCCCCAAAAGUGGAACGACAGCUGGGAAUAAGAUGUCUGGAGGUACCGGGAUGAAUGCUGGACAGGCUGUUCAGAAGCUGCGUAUGCAUUUUGCGCCUGCUCAGAUCUCUGCCAUUAUCAACACGAUCCAAAGCAAGAACCCUAACUUUACCAAGGAACAAGUGACGAAGUUAGCUGCGACGUACCUUGCGAAUUUACAACAACAACAACAGAAUAGACACACCCAACAAGUACAACAGCAACAGCAACAGCAACAGCAACAACAUGGCAUUUCCAGUCAAGGUAACUUGAAAUCGAAUAUUGCAGUGUUGACACCGCAGGAACGAACACAAUUGCAGAUGUUGAAAGGUGGAAAGAUCCAACAACAACAGAAGCAGCAACAGCAACAACUUCAACAACUUCAACAGCAACAGCAACUACAGCAGAUGCAACAGGCCAUGAAUCAGAAACAGCAGGCACAAGCGAGACAACAACAACAACAGCCACAGCAACAGAUGCAAAGAGCACAAGCACAAGCACAAGCUCAAAUGAAUACUUCUGGAGUAAAUCUUGAUCCCAAUACGUUGGCCAAACUUGACUAUGAGCAACGGAAACGAUUACUAUUCCAAAGACAUAACCAGCAGCAGCAACAGCAGCAGAGACAACAACAACAACAACAACAACAACAACAACUUGGAAACCCUGUACUGCCUCAAUUGAGCCAAACACUGGCUUCUGUGCCUACACCGGGACAAAUACUUGCACAGAGCAUCAGUCCCUCGCACUCACCUCUACAAAGCAAGAUCAUACAAGGGUUUUCGCCCGGAACUGAGAACAUGGAGUCACCAGGCAACUCGUCUAUUGGGAGCAUCCCGCCCGGUAACGGUACCCCCCAGUAA